UUCAAUAAAGUGAUGCUUAGAACUUGCCAAGAAGAACAAGUACUAAUUCCUGUCCACCUCCAUUGUUACCUUAAGAGCAGCUCUCUCCAUAGCAACUGAACACUUUUCAAGGCAGCAAUAAACUAAUCCUCUCCAGCUUCCAGAGCACCAUCAAGAAUUUUAAAAACAUUGGACUUUCAGUGGCGAAAUACUUCUGUGGAUUCAAAAGGCCACAAAGCUAGAUACACAAGCAUUCUUACUCCCUUCAGAAGAUUCCUCAGGUUUCAAGUUUAAACUGUGAAGUGCAAACAACACUCCAACACUCAGUGCAGCUCAGGAGCUGCAGGAAGAGGAGAUGUGCUUUCUGAGCAAGCACCCAGCUCUUGGGGUGGUAUGUUCCGCUUUCCUGCUCAGCGUGUUCAUUGCUGAAGGACAGCUUGGGGAAGAGCACAGGCAGGAUGGCAGCUCUGCUCCCAGCCGAGGCUAUCUGAUGGAAGUUAUACGCCUUCUUUCAGCUGACAACCCUGAGCUCCACACAAACCACUCACGAGAACUGGUCAAAAUGGUGCUGGAAAGAGCUGAGUGCCCACAGCGGAUUUAUGGCAUGCAAGAAGAUUGUAAUCUGUGCCUUGAACCAGAAGCUAUGUUGCUUAUAGCUGGUGGAGAUUUAGAAGAUCAUCUCAGUGAAGAAGUAUUUGAGAGAAUUUCUCUUGUUCUUCUCUACUACAUUCUUCAUCAAAGAGAUGUGUGUUCUUCAAAACUCAACUUGAGUAAUAAGGAUUAUAAAUUUUACCUAAAGAGUAUGCUCAAUUUGAGACAUGAUGAAGACUGUUAUUAUUUUUCACGGAAUGAAACAGAAGACAUUUUGGCUGCAGUAAAGCAACAUUUUAAAACUCCUGAAACCCAGUGUGUUGAUGUGAGUACACUGGAGAAAAAUGCUGAUAUAAUGGACAGAGAUGGUGCUGAUGAAAACACUCUUCCACGCUUGGCUGCUUUGAUUAUUACUUUGGCUCUCCAAGGAGUCUGCAUGGGAAAAGCAAGCUUGCCCUCCCCAGAAUUCUUUAUAAAAUAUAUUUUCAAUUCUUUAAACAGUACCACAGAGCUUCAAGUGACAGAACUGGAACAACUCCUCAGUGUGCUUACAGCCAGAAAGUCCUGCACUGUAAAUGGACAAUUCCAGAGUUACAAAAGAAGACAUUACGGUAUGACAAGCACAGGUACUAGAGCCAGGAAUAUUCCAGUCAAAGCAAACUAUACAGAAGAAGUCUAUCUGAAAGGUUAUUAUAAAGAUCACAGGAGUAACACAAAUUGGGAUCAGGUUUGUUUCUCUGCUGAUGAACUUGUGAACAUAUUUUUAAAAAACAGUUCUUCAUCUAUUUCCAAGGAGCACUUCAAGCAAAUGAGCCCAGCAAUCGUUCAGCAACUAUUAAGUUGUUCAUGUCAGCUUCCUGAAUACAAGCAGACAAAACUUCCACCAACAACUCUGGAAAAAUAUGGUUACAGCACUGUUGCAGUUUUACUUAUUACUGUUGGAUCUAUGUUUGGCACAUCCCUAAUUUUAUUUAACUCCUGUCAAGAAAUCUAUACGCUCAUUUUACAGCUGUUUGUUGGUUUGGCAGUUGGGACCCUUUCUGGAGAUGCAUUGCUACAUCUUAUUCCUCAGACUCUUGGUUUACAUAAACAUGAAGCACAAGAGGUAGAACAUUUCUAUGAGGGAAAAGAAUAUAUUUGGAAACUUUUGGGAAUGAUUGGAGGGAUUCAUGGAUUUUUUCUGAUUGAAAAAUGUUUCUUUCUUUUGGUAACACCACGUGAACAGCAGGGCCUUUCUUUAAUUAAUGGGCACUGGGAACAUUCCCAUGAUCUUCCAGUGGAAUCUGAAUUAAAUGAACAUUCAGGCAGAGACAAAUCUACUUCAACCAUACAGUUGAGAAGCCCAGAAGAUUCUGAAUCUGCUGAAGUUCCUCCAAGCAACAAGGUGAUCAGCACAAAAAAUAAGAGAAUUAGCUUGUUAGCAAUCAUGGUUUUGGUGGGUGACAGUCUACACAAUUUUGCUGAUGGCCUGGUAAUAGGAGCAGCAUUCUCAUCCUCAACAGAAACAGGUGUGACAACGACUAUUGCUAUUUUAUGCCAUGAAAUUCCUCAUGAAAUGGGGGAUUUUGCUGUGCUACUGAGUACAGGGCUCCCCACGAAGAUUGCAAUUUUGAUGAAUUUUAUAAGUGCACUAACGGCGUUCUUAGGACUUUAUAUUGGCCUUUCUGUAUCAACGGAUCCAUGCAUUCAAAACUGGAUUUUUACAGUUACAGCUGGAAUGUUCUUGUAUUUAUCUUUAGCAGAAAUGCUUCCUGAAAUGACUCAUAUUCAGACACGGCGACCCUGGUUGAUGUUUCUUCUACAGAACCUUGGAUUACUACUAGGCUGGCUUUGCCUCUUACUCCUGGCUAUUUAUGAACAGAAAAUUAAAAUAUAAGUUUUCUUUCGGAACUCUUGAAGUACCACUUAUGACAGUGGAUAGUGCCGUUCAGUUUUGUCAUGUCUGCCAUAGCAAUAUAUAAAUUAAGUUUUUGGGAUUUUUAUAUCUGAACAGUAGAUAACUAUUUCAAUUUAUUAACUUAUUCUUCAGACUUUGGAUUUUUUUUUUCUUUUCUUUUCUUUUUUUUUUUUUUUUUUGUAAACAUAAAUAUUUAGAAAUAUGCUUUAUUUGUUACUGAGUUUCUCAGACCCCUAUGCUCAAACUCACAGGAGAUCCUGUUUGGUUUUUAUUGAGACUGUUCUACUCGGAUGCUCUCAGUGAUUGCUACCAGUCUGAUCGAAGAAAAGAAUAAAGCACAUUUAAAUGCAAUAAUUAAAGUGGACUAACCAUAGUUGCAUAAUUUGAAGCAGAAGACUUUGUUAUCUCUUAGUACAAGAAAUAAAUGUAUUUAUAUAAAACUAAAAUGUAUAACAAAACUAAAAUUUUAAAUUGCGUACAGCAGUCUGUUUAUAGUAUCUGCCUUAUUUACUUCGACAGCAUAAUGAUCCUUGGUUGUCUUGCUAGUCCGGUGUAGCAAGUAAAAAUGAAACUUUCUUGACCUAGAAAUAUGGCUUCUUUCCCUCAACAUCCCUUCCAGCCUUCUCAAAUCAAGGGAAUCCUCGAACUAGAUGUUGCUUUUAAGCCAUCAUUAAUAAACACCAGUAGUACCUUCCAGCUGUGCCCACAUAGUGACUGUCUCCUUCUAACCUGAGGGCUUUUUUGGUGUAAUUAGUCCUCUUGGUUCCAAGGGAAUUCUGCAUAAAUUACAGAUGACUCGUUUAAUUUUGCAUUGCAGAAUUAACCCUGAAACAAAUAUAAAAAUUCUGUUCUAAUUCUGAGGUGCUGAGCAGCUUCCAGAAGAUACCAAGCAACAUUCAGCACUGUGAUGUCCAUUACUUACACACUAUCAGUUGUAGGCCUAAGAAACCCUCCCCUGUCUAACAUGUUUUAAUGUGAGAAUUGAAAUGCAUUCCUUCUCCCUGCUCUGAUGAACUGUGGAAACAGGGACAGCAAGUUACAGAACAAAUUUUCUUUAUGCAAGUAAGUGCAUCUUUUCCUUCCUUGUCUUAGUCUGCCUUGAUAAAAGACUACAUCAUGACACUGUA
Molecule: messenger RNA, 3594 nt
Organism: Coturnix japonica (Japanese quail)
Lineage: Eukaryota; Metazoa; Chordata; Aves; Galliformes; Phasianidae
Gene: SLC39A12
Product: solute carrier family 39 member 12
Biological process (GO): intracellular monoatomic cation homeostasis; zinc ion import across plasma membrane
Cellular component (GO): plasma membrane
Molecular function (GO): zinc ion transmembrane transporter activity; monoatomic cation:bicarbonate symporter activity
Source: RefSeq, a predicted model, not a curated record